Molecule: messenger RNA, 3034 nt
Organism: Poeciliopsis prolifica (blackstripe livebearer)
Lineage: Eukaryota; Metazoa; Chordata; Actinopteri; Cyprinodontiformes; Poeciliidae
Gene: hrh1
Product: histamine receptor H1
Exons: 1
Coding region: 124-1809 (561 amino acids)
Biological process (GO): adenylate cyclase-activating adrenergic receptor signaling pathway
Cellular component (GO): plasma membrane
Molecular function (GO): G protein-coupled acetylcholine receptor activity
Source: RefSeq, a predicted model, not a curated record
AGGAAACACUGACCAGCACUGAAGUUUGGCUGUUGUUUCUGCAGCUGGUGCAAUCAGAGCAAAGAGAGACACAAGAAACAAAAGACUUCAAUCUAAUGGCCAAACAACCAACAGUUGUCCAGAAUGGGACUGGAUAUAGAAGACUUCAUCUCACCUAGCAUGAUGGAUUCUGGUCUAUCACCUUUUGCAGACUUCCUGGACCUCAACCCCAACAGCUAUAUCAACAAUACCAACAGAAGCUGGAGCAACCAUCCGUAUAGUGGUGAUCUGAGGCUCAACGAAACUGAGACCCUUCAUUACCCGCUCCAUAACGUUCUCCUUGGAGUAUCGUUGGGCCUCUUAUCGCUCCUAACCAUCAUAAUGAACCUACUUGUUCUCUAUGCAGUGAAGAAAGAAAAAACUCUCCACACGGUGGGAAACCUGUACAUUGUUAGCCUGUCAGUGGCAGAUCUGAUUGUGGGAACGACAGUUAUGCCCCUGAACUUAAUGUAUCUGCUGGAGGAUGAGUGGAGUCUUGGGCGAGCGGUGUGCCAGUUCUGGCUGAUCAUGGAUUAUGUGGCCAGCACAGCAUCUAUUUUUAGCUUGUUUAUACUGUGUUUGGAUCGGUACCGCUCAGUCAGACAACCUCUGAAAUACCUAAAGUAUCGAACACGAGGAAAAGCAAGUUUGAUGAUCUCUGGAGCUUGGCUACUUUCAAUGAUGUGGAUAAUUCCUAUUUUAGGAUGGAGGUCGUUCACACAUGUGGACCUUAAACCUGAGGAGGAGAACAAAUGUGACACAGACUUUCGCUUCGUUACGUGGUUCAAGGUGAUAACAGCGGUUUUCAACUUCUAUGUACCCUCAAUUUUGAUGUUGUGGUUUUACACACAUAUCUACUUGGCGGUGAGGCAGCAUCUACGAGACAGAGAGAGAAUCAUUCAUCCAGCAGAUUCAUUUGGAGAAAAUGAAAAUGGAGGCAAUGCCCCAAGCCCUAAAAAAAAUGACUCCAAAUCCCUCGGGAACGAAACAGAGGUUUCCCUCAAACAACUAAAAAAAGACAGACUGUUAGACCAGAACACUCUAGCUCAAACAUAUUCACUUGAAGAUGGUGAGAAACAUAAAUCUGCUUCUUUUAGAUCUCACAAAAAAAUAGGCGUAAAGUCCCAACCGACGUCACUUCUUUCCAUGACAACAAAGCGGCUCAGAAUGGCACGGAGGGGUAAAACAUGCUCCUUGUCGCCUGAAGAGAGACAGCCAGGACCAGAGCUUCCCCUGAGCCAGUCAUCUGUGCCGGAGGAUAUGACAUGCUCAGGUGGAAACAAUGAGAACAAACAUCAAGCCUCUCUCAAUGAAUGUCAUGUCACAGUGACCAACUCUGUGAGUGGAGUCUGCGGUAUCAGUCCAGUGUCAGAUGUGCAGAGGUACACAGAUGUGCUCUGCAACAGCUACGACCCCAGUCAGGCGCUACCUUGGCCCGAGGAAGGAGUUGAGGACACCAAAAUAGACUCUGAUAACGGAGUGACUCUGAAACAAGCAUGGCACAGGUUUAUAGACCAAUCACGACAUCGAAUUCAAAGUCUGAGGAUUCAUAAGGAGCACAAAGCUGCCAAGCAGUUAGGUUUCAUAAUCGCUGCUUUCUUACUGUGUUGGAUUCCUUACUUCAUAGUUUUUAUGGUCAUGGCUUUCUGCCCAGAGUGUGUGCACCACGAUCUUCACAUGUUCACCAUUUGGCUUGGUUACAUCAAUUCCACUCUGAACCCUUUCAUAUACCCACUCUGCAAUGGAAACUUUAAACGUGUUUUCAAAAAUAUUCUCAAGAUCAAUUUGUGACUGAUGUGACUGCAAGAGCAUAGAGUCACACAAAUUCUGAGCUCUUCAAAUGUUACCAAUAAUAAUAACAAUAAGUUGAUGGUCUUGGAUGUUUUUUUUAAUGUUGAUGAAGUAAAAGCAUAUUUUGGGUGGCAGCUUGUUUUGUACAUUAAGUCUCAGAUUUUAUUUUUGUAACUCACAGUUUUACAAAGAGUCUUUUAGAGUAAAAUGUUAUUUAUUUUUGUCUGUUUUGAUGAUGUCAUUGCACUGUGUCCAGAGAUAAAGGAAUUUAUAGGAGCAGAUGUUGGAUUUUCUUAAAGUUCGUUUCUAUUGAGUUAUCAAUACUAAAUGUAUGUUUGCAGUAGACAGAGAAAAAUGUCACAUACGUAAAAACGUAAAGAGAAAGAAGCUGUGAUUACCGAGUAUAAUUAGUGGCUAUGCAGAGCAGAGCCAGCCCAAAAAUGGAUUUUUGCCAACUUAAAUUAAGUCAGUUCCCUAAAAAAGCUCAUGAUAGCACUACUCUCUCCUUUUGUCACACCCAUGCUCAUUAUUAGUCAACGUCUCAAUCCAAUAAAUCAUCUUUUGUUGUAAAAAUGUCACUCGGGAGGAGGCAUUGCUGCAAAGUUGAUCACUCAAUAUAAUUGGAUGGCCUUCCCUAGAUAGGAAGUUCGUUACCAGUUGGCAUGAUAAACUUGGGAAAUAGGAGCUAGUAGUUAACUAAAAAAUAAUUAAAAAUAAAGAAUAUAUUAAGAAAAUCUUUAGUUAUACUGAUUUUAUAGUAUUGGAAAUUAAGUUACAUAUUCCACAAGUUACAUUAGUGGAAUAUUGUGCAACAGCUAUUACAUAUGCAUUGAUUUUAAGGUUUUUUUUCAUAUGUGAGGGUAGAGUGAAUUCCACAGAGCCACUCUUUAAAAAUCAAAAUCAAAAAUAUUCCUUCAAAUGAACAUGAAUUGAGCCAAAAAUAUUUCAAAAUACAAUCCAAACAUGCUCUUAAAAGAAUUAAACCUAUAACUCUGGACUUAUAUACAGUAUAUGUCAAUAAAUCAUUAAAUGACAGCAAGCAUCAAUGACGGUUUUAUUUAUGUGUUUCUAUUCCCAUUCAUAGACAGGAGUAAGACUCCAAGUUGACAGCAAACCACAGUAUUUUUUAUUUAGAGCUGUGUGAAAAUGUUUUAAUUUAUUUUGCAUUUAUUUUGUGUUCUAAAGUUGUUAGAAAUGAAUAACAUGAAACAACAUGACACUUAAG